Messenger RNA from Dufourea novaeangliae, 3318 nucleotides. Its product is annotated as aconitate hydratase, mitochondrial-like. Gene Ontology annotation, biological process: tricarboxylic acid cycle. The coding region runs from base 162 to 2528 and encodes 788 amino acids. The transcript has 9 exons. Gene Ontology annotation, cellular component: cytosol; mitochondrion. The record is from RefSeq and is a predicted model, not a curated record. Gene Ontology annotation, molecular function: 4 iron, 4 sulfur cluster binding; aconitate hydratase activity. Lineage: Eukaryota; Metazoa; Arthropoda; Insecta; Hymenoptera; Halictidae.
CGAAUUUCCCUCAGUUCUCGAGUGGCCGGUUUGAGAAGGGCUGCCACGAGAGGAAAAUUCGUUAUAUUUUUCGCCUUUUCAUCUCGCGCCUGCGCUUCCCACCGCCUACAAACCCAAUUCGGCACGGUUCAGGACGUCACGAGAGGCUUCGUUCGUCCACGAUGCUGUAUUGUACACGAAUUCUUAACGGCCAGCGGCUCGCCGUAUUCGCCGCAGACAUUCAACAAAGAUGCUUCAGUGUAAGCCCACUGAGCUUCGCCGCCGCGAAGGUGGCGAUGUCCAAAUUCGAUCAAACGAGCUACCUCCCGUACGACAAAUUGGAAGCGAACCUGAAGAUUGUGAAGAAGAAGGUGACUCGACCCCUUACCCUCUCCGAAAAGGUUUUAUAUUCUCACCUCGAUGACCCCGCGAAGCAAGAGAUAAUCCGUGGCACGAGCUACCUUAGGUUGCGUCCAGAUCGCGUGGCCAUGCAAGACGCGACAGCUCAGAUGGCCAUGUUGCAAUUCAUCAGUUCUGGAUUGCCAAGGGUCGCCGUUCCAUCGACGAUCCACUGCGAUCACUUGAUCGAAGCCCAACUAGGCGGAGACAAGGACUUGAAACGCGCCAAAGACAUCAACAAGGAAGUCUACAAUUUCCUGCAAACAGCCGGCGCGAAAUACGGUGUCGGUUUCUGGAACCCUGGCUCCGGUAUCAUUCACCAGAUCAUCCUCGAGAACUAUGCUUUCCCUGGCCUGCUGAUGAUCGGUACCGAUUCCCACACGCCAAACGGCGGCGGUUUGGGCUGUCUGUGUAUCGGUGUAGGUGGCGCUGAUGCUGUCGACGUGAUGGCCAAUAUCCCAUGGGAGCUGAAGUGCCCGAAAGUGAUCGGUGUCAAGCUGACUGGAAAGUUGAAGGGAUGGACCAGCCCAAAGGACAUCAUUUUGAAGGUGGCCGGUAUCCUCACGGUGAAGGGUGGCACUGGGGCGAUCGUCGAGUACUUUGGCCCUGGUGUCGACAGCAUUAGCUGUACCGGUAUGGCUACUAUUUGCAACAUGGGCGCUGAGAUCGGUGCCACCACCUCGCUCUUCCCGUAUAACUAUCGUAUGCAGGAUUACUUGAAGGCAACAGGUCGCGCGGAAGUCGCCGCGGCUGCCGAUCAACAUAAACAGAGUCUCUUGACCGCAGACUCGAAUGCUAAAUACGAUCAGAUCAUAGAAUUGGAUCUUUCCACGUUGGAACCCCAUGUCAAUGGACCGUUCACCCCUGAUCUCGCCCAUCCGAUUUCUAAAUUGGGUGAGACUGCCAAGAAGAACAAUUGGCCGAACGAGAUCAAGGUCGGUCUUAUCGGUUCCUGCACAAACAGUUCCUACGAGGACAUGGGCCGAUGCGCGAACAUCGCUAAACAAGCUCUGGAUCAUGGACUGACCGCAAAGUCCGCGUUUAAUGUCACGCCAGGAUCCGAACAGAUCCGCGCCACCAUCGAACGUGACGGAAUCGCGAAAACUCUUAGAGAAUUCGGAGGUACUGUUCUGGCCAAUGCUUGCGGGCCUUGCAUCGGUCAAUGGGAUCGUCAGGACAUCAAGAAAGGCGACAAGAACACAAUCGUCACAUCGUACAAUCGUAACUUCACCGGACGUAACGACGCCAAUCCGUCUACACACGCUUUCGUCACUAGCCCUGAACUCGUCACUGCCUUGUCUAUCGCUGGUCGACUAGAUUUCAAUCCACUCACCGACAAACUUAAAGGCAAAGAUGGAAAAGAGUUCCAGUUGAAAGAUCCGUUCGGCGAUGAGUUGCCUAGCCGCGGUUUCGACCCUGGUAUGGAUACCUACGACUCGCCACCAGCUGAUGGUAGCAAAGUCAAAGUUGACGUGGACCCGAAAAGUCAAAGAUUACAGCUUCUGGAGCCCUUCGACAAAUGGGACGGUAAAGAUCUCACCGACAUGACGAUUUUAAUCAAAGUCAAAGGCAAAUGCACCACCGAUCACAUCUCAGCUGCCGGUCCAUGGUUGAAAUACCGUGGCCAUUUGGACAACAUCUCCAACAACAUGUUCAUUGGCGCCGUGAAUUCCGAGAACGGUGAAAUGAACAAGAUCAAGAACCAACUCAAUGGCCAAUGGGGAGCUGUGCCCGACGUUGCCCGAGACUACAAGAAAAAUGGCGUGAAAUGGGUUGCAGUGGGUGACGAAAACUACGGAGAGGGAUCGUCCCGCGAGCACGCUGCUCUCGAACCACGACAUCUCGGUGGCCGAGCCAUCAUUGUCAAGAGUUUCGCCCGUAUCCACGAAACUAACCUCAAGAAACAGGGUCUGUUGCCACUGACCUUCGCGGAUGCCAGUGACUACGAUAAGAUCCAGCCUACCGACAAGAUCAGUCUCUUGGGACUGAAGGAUCUGGCGCCUGGCAAGCCCGUCAAGGCAGAGAUCAAGCACAAGGACGGCAAAGUCGACGCGAUCAGUCUGAAUCACACGAUGAACGAACAACAGAUAGCUUGGUUCAAGGCCGGUUCUGCUCUGAAUCGCAUGAAAGAGAUCGCGAGUGGAAAGUAAACGCGCGCCAAAAAUGCAAUACAUCGUUCGCUGAGACGUGCACGAUCGUAGCUAGUUGCGUGUAUACCGAUAUCGGUACGCGAAUGGAGAACGUGUCCGGUAUGGCGCUCUAAUAUUCCAGAUAGAUACUCGUUAAGUAAUCGAACGUCUUGGUGGGAGGGGAGGGGGGAGGGGAUUGCUAGCGUGUAUUCACGCGACGUACCGAUUUAGGGGAAACCAAUCGUGAGGAUUACUUAACAGAAGCGUUCGACCUAUACAUUGAACGACGACGCUAGGGCGUACAGUUUUUUUUUCGCGACAAUACCUUAACAACGUCCACCAUCAAUAUCGUUGAAGAGUGACGAACCAUGCCGGGUAAAGAUUUCGAUUUAGCGAAGACUUUAGUACUUAGGAUGCAAUAAUCGAAUUUAGAUUGCCCGUUUCUUGCGGUUACAAUUGGCCACCGAGCGAUCGUCCGAUUUCAGACGAUCGAUAAGGAAAUUUCCACGCGUCAGUGGGAGUAGAAACCGGGGGGUGUAGCCUGUACGUGCCAAACGUGUUCAUUUUUAAAGACGUGUACAGCCCACCGAUGGCACGUCGGGACUGCACGCCAUCCAUGCGACGCGUGAUCUUCAAUUUUGCCCGAUUUGAUCUAUUGUAUAUAUAUAUAUAUAUAUAUAUAUGUGUACAUUGUUCACAGAAUAGGACGCAAUUGUGAUUGUAUGGAUUUUCUAGAUACGACUGAUGAAAUACGUUAUAAGAUUGCUGUUACUAUUCGAAGAACAAAUAAAAGGUUGAGCAGGAAACAAGA